This is a messenger RNA of Camponotus floridanus (Florida carpenter ant), 2564 nucleotides long. It is a transcript of the gene SppL, whose product is annotated as signal peptide peptidase-like 3. The transcript is spliced from 9 exons. Gene Ontology annotation, cellular component: cytoplasmic side of endoplasmic reticulum membrane; lumenal side of endoplasmic reticulum membrane; Golgi-associated vesicle membrane. The record is from RefSeq and is a predicted model, not a curated record. Gene Ontology annotation, molecular function: aspartic endopeptidase activity, intramembrane cleaving. The coding region runs from base 905 to 2089 and encodes 394 amino acids. Gene Ontology annotation, biological process: membrane protein proteolysis. NCBI's taxonomy places the organism in Eukaryota, Metazoa, Arthropoda, Insecta, Hymenoptera, Formicidae.
UCACGUGACCCGUGUGUUUACCAAAAUGGUGAACGUCCGUGCGUUACGGGCGACUCUACGCGAUUCCGUCUGUCGCGCAGAAACGGCCGCACGACGCUCGAAUGUGUAAAUAGCCCCGAGAUCAGCUGUUUCUAGCGUGUACAUGUCAGUGCGCAUCUCGUUUCGACGCGUCCCGAUUUCGAUCCUCCAGCGUCGCGUCGCGUCGCGUCGCGUCGUCUCGUCUCGUAUCGCGUCCCAUCCCGUCUCGUCCCGUCCCGUCCCGUCCCGUUCCAACUCGUCCCAUUCCGUCGCAUCGCAUCCCGGACGAGUCGACGUUUCGCGCCUCGUCCCCGUUUCUUUCGACGUCCACCUCGCGCGCGUCGUCCUCCUCGCCUCGCGCGACCGAAAGUUCUCACGGUGGACGCUGAUAUCGCGAUCGCUACCGUUUCCAGCCAACAUAUUUUGGAUGCGAUCGCGGGAGAUGCCACGACCCGACACGACGGUCACGGUACGACGAUCGCCUCCUGUUGAUCGCGUGCGAUCCCAUUGCAAUCUUAUGACAGCUCUACAACGGUAUUCGUAGACUAUUUUAUGCGAGAUGAAAUCUCCAUAAAAAAUCAUCAUGUCAUUCGAUCGUUUCGUCGCGCGCCGAGCUUCGUCUCCCAGCCACAAUACUGUCAACACUGUAAACUCAUCAUAGGAUCCUCUCUUUCUGUUUCCUUGUAUCGCAUCGCAUCAAGAGGGUGACCCGAAGCUUCCACAGGCCUAAUUCCAUUUGCCAAUAAUGCCGAGUUCGAAGAACACUGCUAGCAGAUGAUCUCUGAUAUAGGUUAGUGCGAAUGAAAAGCACUUUGACGAAAGACAUCUAAAUGUCUGGAGGUGUCUUUGCAUAGCGCCGAGUGCUGCAGGGCCAGCAUUCUUAAACAUGGCCACGUACCAAGUCGACUACCAAUGGGCUUAUUCCAUAAUGGAUUCAUCUAGGAUAUCCACUUUUCUAAUAUCAAUUCUACUGAUAGUCUACGGUAGUUUCCGAUCUCUCAACAUGGAGCAAGAGGCGAGAGAAAGAGAAAAGGAGAAGGAACGUAGCAACCUAUUGACUGGAAUUACAAGUAACAGCAACGCCGGCAAUGCGGACGGCGCUAACGGCGGAAGAGUUCAAACUCUAGAUACGAUGCAUGCUCUCUGUCUACCUCUCGGUGCUUCCAUUUCUCUACUCGUCAUGUUCUUCUUUUUCGACAGUAUGCAGAUGCUUCUCGCAAUUUGUACAGCCAUUAUAGCCACAGUUGCACUGGCGUUUCUUUUAUUGCCCAUGUGUCAGUACAUCAUUAGACCAUGUUCCGAUGGUAAUAAAAUAUCCUUUGGUGUUUGUGGGAGAUUUACGGGCGCAGAACUACUCUCGUUUUCACUCAGUGUGAGUAUAGUAUGCAUCUGGGUCUUGACUGGACACUGGCUGCUCAUGGAUGCGAUGGGUAUGGGCCUGUGUGUGGCAUUUAUCGCAUUUGUUCGACUACCUAGUCUCAAGGUAUCCACGUUGUUAUUAACCGGGCUGCUGAUCUACGAUGUCUUCUGGGUUUUCUUUUCGUCCUACAUAUUCAGCACAAACGUAAUGGUUAAGGUGGCAACUAGGCCUGCGGAUAAUCCAGUAAGUCUCGUGGCUAGAAGAUUACAUUUGGGCGGCGUGGCGAGAGCCGCGCCAAAACUACCUUUACCCGGAAAACUUGUUUUUCCGUCGAUGCAUCAAGCUGGACACUUUUCGAUGUUAGGUCUCGGCGACGUUGUUAUGCCGGGCCUUUUACUCUGUUUUGUCUUGCGAUACGAUGCAUACAAGAAGACUCAGUUAUUGCCUGGUGGCUGUGAAACUGGAGUACCACCGCCGCGCCACUUCAGCCGGAUUAGUUACUUUCAUUGCUCUUUGAUUGGUUAUUUUCUUGGUCUACUUACCGCCACUGUAAGCUCUGAGGUGUUCAAAGCUGCGCAGCCUGCCUUAUUGUACCUUGUGCCCUUCACUUUGUUACCAUUGCUCACAAUGGCAUAUUUGAAGGGGGAUUUACGUCGGAUGUGGAGUGAACCAUUCAUAUCUCAACAACCUUCUAAACAUAUGGACGUUUGACAAGAGUCACGACUUUCUGUAUAUUGCGCUGUAUUGGAGGCAAAAUUCUUGCGUGAAAUUCAUUACCACAUAAUUUCACAUCCUUAUUUUCAUCAAUGUCAUUUAAUUUCAAGAUGUCGGUGGAUACAUGUGUGAAUUUUUUGGAAGACGCUGAGAGAAGACCGCACUGCUGUGUCCAUCACGAGCUCCAAGCAAAGACUGAAGAAUCGCAUAGUCAAGGAGGGAAUUACCGAACUUCAAGUCAAAAUUCGCGAUGCUUCGGACUUUAGCAUCGACGCGUUUCCAUAGGCAGAGAAAAAUCUCAAUAUACAUAUACACACAUAGGCACAAUUCGCUUCGCUGUUACUGCGCAUCGUUUGAUGCGCGACAUAUUAUUGUGUCCAAUAAUAAAUAUUAUUAAUCCUUGUUACAAUCAUAUGAAAUAUUUAUAUAUACAAUAAUGUAAAAAAAUGUUAAUAAUUAUUACAAGGAUAAA